Bicyclus anynana (squinting bush brown) is the source of this 9478-nucleotide messenger RNA. RefSeq names its product ataxin-1-like (gene Atx-1). The transcript is spliced from 4 exons. Bases 599 to 1543 code for a protein of 314 amino acids. Gene Ontology annotation, molecular function: protein binding; RNA binding. The record is from RefSeq and is a predicted model, not a curated record. Lineage: Eukaryota; Metazoa; Arthropoda; Insecta; Lepidoptera; Nymphalidae. Gene Ontology annotation, biological process: regulation of DNA-templated transcription.
CAUUUAGCUUCGACAAAGUGUCCGGUUUCAGUCUGGCACGACGAGCGUCGGUUGCAUUUAGUAUUUAUUCAUGUAUCGGUGCGCGCAGGUUCUAUGCGCGGGGCGGGCGCGGGCGCGCGGCCCCGGGGGGCAUACUUACUACGUGAUUAAUCCGCGCCCCUCCCCCCGCGGCCGAGUGUCCCCCGGGCCCCUCGCGUGGGUCGGCCGGGCGCGCCGUACUCGCGCCGGGUUUCCUCGUCCCCGCGCCUCACGGCCACUCACUACGCACGGAGCUCCGUAGUGCCGCCGCCGCCAGUCGCGUUGCGACCCGCGUCGUCGUCGCACCUCAUUUGCGUCCUCUCGUGACGACUCAUGAUAUCAUUCAUGCUAAUCUCCGCCCGUUGAUUUUCCUGCCGAGUGACCGCAGUGAGACAGCCGCGAUAUCGCGAGUGCCGAAUGUUCGUGGACGUCACGCCCGUGUACUUUUCCAUAGGAGCGUGCGUGCAAAACCAGUUCUGAGACGGUGCCUCGGAUGAGAUCUCCGACCGAGCGUCGUGACCUGCGGCCUGAGAUGCUGCGCCCGUGACCGUCCAACGACAGUGCCACGAAACCUCGUCCAAUGAUCUCGGCGAGCCUCCCCGGCGAGGCGCUGGUCCAGCUGGGGCAGCUGCAGCUGAGCCACCUGUACCCGCCGGCCAACAUGACGCCGGAGUUCCUGGCGCCGCCGCCGCGCCCCUACCCGCGCUACCCGCCACGGCGCCCGCGCGACCCCAUGCCCCCGCCCGCGCCGAGCUUCGCGCCCGUGCCUCCUACGUACCCCUUCCUGCCGCACCCCGCGAGCUACGCGAGCUACUUGUACCGAGCGCGCGCGCCGCAGCCGUCCGCGUACCCUAUCCGGCCGAGGCCGUCGUCGGGCUUCGUGCCGCCGCCUCCCGCGCCGCACUCCCCGCACUCGCCGCCCGUGCCGGCGGCGGCGCCCCAGCCUCCUCCGCGAGAGGAACCUCCACCAUCGCCAGAAAGAGGCGCACCGGCCCCCUACUUCUGUCGCGGCGCGUUAAUACGACUGGAAGACGGUACCCUGCGGCGCGUAGAAGAGAUGCGCACAGAAGACUUCGUGAUGAGUUCAGAGAGAAGCGGCGAGUUGGCGCUGACGCAGUGCACGCUGCUGCGGCUGGAUGAGCGCGGGGAGCGGCUGGCGCUCACCCUCACAUACGAUAGGAACCGCUCACAGGUAGAGCUAGAGUCCACAGUGGAGCACCCAUUCUUCGUGUACGGCAGAGGAUGGGCGUCAUGCAAGCCUGAGCGCACGCUCGCACGGUACGGCCUCCACGUCCAGAGACUGCAAGUUGGCGACGUCUGUGUCUCGCUUGUUGCAAAGAAGCACACUACCCCGACCACUGCUUCCAUGGGUCCCUCGGGCCCCGGGGGUCCCGUGGGGCCCAGCCUCGCCCCAGCCCCCCCACAAACGCACCCAGAGAACCUCAGUGUGAAGGAAGACGCGCGCAAACGUCGUUGGUCCGCGUCUGACGUAUUCGAAGAAGGACCGCCUUUGAAGAAACGUUGAAUUGAUUCUAAUGGAACUGAAUCGAUGCGUCUACUAAUAGGGGUCUACAAUGAUUUCAUUAAUCGACGCUUUUAAUGCACAACCUUUUAUAAUGUUUUAGAAUUGUUUCUCAUUUAGAUGAGAUCCAAUUCACAAUAUUCUAAAUGUGAAACUUUGUAAUGCACCCGGAACGUUUAGCUAGUUGAUAUCGUGGGAAAAGCUUAUGUAUUUUUAUACCAGGUAAUUAGAUGCUGGAAACUCCAUUAAUGUAUAUAGAUAUAAACUAUGUUUACAGACUAUAAACGCAAGAAGGUAAUGCAUUAAAAGUGAAGGUUAUAUCUGUACUCUGAACCGUUAAAUCUGUACAGGCACAAAUCGCCCAGUGAUUUGGUGAGAAAGAAAAAAAAAGAGAACGUUCUUUAUUCUUUUCCAUUGUUUAGUAAUUUAAUAUGUUUGUACGCAUGGUUAAUAGUGGUAACAGAGUCUAUAGCGGCAGGCCACAAUCGUACGCUUAUUCUAUUCGGAAACUAGGUGCUUUUUUCUGUCGGGUGCUUCUAUACGCGUUUGUGUACAAUUGUAAAUAUGUAACUUAGGUACAAUCGGACGUUGUAGUGUUAUGUGUCUCAAAGUUGUUGUGCUACUUUUUAUGUAACUGGCAACAUUCCUCAUAGACUCCCAAAGCUAUGCAAAACCCUCUUAAGCAAUGCUGAACCUCUUGAGUUACGUAGCAACUAGAGCAAGUAAGUCAGUCAUCUAACACGACAUUGACUUUAACAAUAAAAUCUGCCAUUUUUAACGGACCGGCAUAUCCAUUUAUUAGGUAGACAGAUAAGUAAAUUAUUGUCUGUCUACUUAAUAGAUUGAUAAAUUCCGUUUUAAUUGUCAGUUACUUUACCUUUCUGUCACUUUAUCAUCAUUUCGUUUGUUUUACAAACAGUAUAGAUCAACGAGAACAGGGUAAAAACAUUACAAAAUUUAACCCAGAUAAAAUAACUGAAUAUUUGAAUGCUUGUAAAUUAUCAGAUACAAUCGAUAGUCUUGCGUUUCCUGUGACGUAGUACGACAACUAUGUAUGUACCUACGUAAAUGUACUCUUUCCACACUAGUGAAAAAAAAAAAUCAAAUAUUUUGUUUGAUUUUUAUAUAAGCUUAGAUGCGUGCUGCCAGUUACAGCUUGUAGUAAAAUCGUUAACUUAUUCAACUCUUUAAUUUUUUUUAAAAAAAAAGCUCUCGUUUAUGCUCACUAGGUGCUAAUAUUGCUGCAAGAUACCUACAACUAAGUCUAUUGUGGGAAAAACAUAUUAUAAACAAACCAGUUUCAAAUUAAAAACGUGAUAUAAAAUAAAACUUAACGAUUUACAACCAAACUAAAUUAUGCAAAAACUACCAAACAUAAAACCUUUUUGGAAGUCGGCUAAAUAGAAAUUGGCCAAUCCAAUAUAAAAAACAUCGCUUCGUAAUACAGAAUCAUGUUAAAUUUUGUCUUUUCGAAUGAGGUGAUGUAAUAAAAUAUGUGCACAAAUAUAAAAAAAAACACAUCAGAUCUUAAUGUAGGUUAGAUAUUGUGAUAACUAAUGAGAUUUAAAAUCUUAAGUUAAAAAAGAGCAUGUUACACACAAAAAAAGAAUACAACUGGUACAAUGAAUGUUAUAGCUUGGCAACUUCGUUCGUAACGCACCCGAUGUACCGCGCGGGGCAGGGGACGUGUAGCGAUGAAUGAUAAACCAACGACUGAUGCACGUCACUUUCCCGCACGCACGAUUUCACACGCAGUCUUUCCCCCUGUCACCCGCAUAUCAUGGGAGUGACCAGUCUAUAGUUUCGUGGUGUAUUUAAAUCUGGACACAUUUAAGUGACACCGGAUUUUUUAUUGCAAUCGGAUUAAAAUUACUUACAACGACAUAAGUUCGCAAGUCGUGACGUCACGACUUGCAGCUCGCAGAGUGAAAUCACCAUUCGUAGCUUGCAGCGUGACGUCACCACUCGCAGCUUGCAGUGACGUCACCACUCGGAGCCUUCGUGACGUCAGCUAUUUAGCUUUGCGGUAUGAUGCAGUAUAGAAACCAGUCAAAAAUAUGAGUUAAAUCGCGAAUAGUGUUUUUGAAAUUUAUGAUGUCAGAAAAAUCACUAUUAUUAAUGUAAUCUUUCCAUAAUCAGUGGGAUAGCAGUGAGUUUAUGUGUAACUGCUACCAUAGGUAAAUUUGCUAUCAAUGAAUGAAUCGAUAUUAUAUAAAAUGUAUCUGGCUUAAUGGUUUGACCUUCAAUAAUUCAAACGGGGUUUAAUAAUUGUUUGCCGCCUCUAUGUAUCUUCGAGUUCAAGUUUACUGUAAGGUCUGUAAGGGUUGUUAAAAGUAAAAGUUUGAUGUUAAAUUUGUUUUCAUAAGCAGUCGCCUAUGUUAUUCUUUCUAUGGUUGUGACUGCAGACAUAUCUAGUUCAUCAGCUUGUAGCUAUGUGCGAAGUUUAAUAUAAAUUGUGUAUCUGUUCCAUAUUAAAGUCCAAAAUAUCGCUCACCUAAUGAAGAAGAGAUUAUUGUAAUACAGUAUCUUGGUUAGGAGGAUAUAGAGUUGUUAAGUCAUACUAAUAUAUCCACUUGACACUUUUAAAACCAACAACUCGCAAAGCGACUGCGUUAAAAUUAUGUUAAAUCAACGAUUUUAAAAGCUGUUUACCUACGCCUUGUUUUAUCUUGACGAAUUACUAAAUUCACACAUUUUUUCCAUUAUGAAUUGAUUCUUCUGUUUGAGAAAGGGUAAAAAUUAAAGCAGUGCCAUAUUUUUACUUACCAACUUACUGAAAAUCUUUGUUUAGAUAGGUGAAACAAUUAUGACGAUCAUAAACAACUUAUAACAAACAUAAUAUUAUGUAGUUUUACUACAAGUAGGUAGGUACUAUGAGCUCAGAUAAUUACUUAAGGAAUAGACGUUACUUUACUGUCAAAGUAGGUAUAUGAUCAACGAUCUAAUGCGAUUAUAAAAACUGUCACUAUAGAAUCUAUGAUUCGUAGUAAUAAUCGUGUUCGUCGGUUGAAGAGCUCCGUAAAAAUUUGCUUUUCCUCACAAAUUGACAGACAAUUUUGUUCGUGAAUUUGGAUGCGAUUCUAGUCCUUUGACAAUUAGUCUUGAGACUAUGAGCUAUGGUUUUGUCUUGUUGGAAGUUGGUGUAUAAUUUGGCACAGGCACCCGAUUGUCAAUGUAGACAAUAUAUUUUGCGGUUUAGACUACAAUUUGAAGUAUUACAUUGCAUAACGUUAUUUCGAGUAUAGAUACAGAAUACGCUGUUUAAUGUUGUAACCGAGCAUAAGUUUCACAGAUAACCAUAAAAACUCAAUAUUUAGGGAAACAAAUAUAAAAAACUUGAUAAUGACUUAAAUAAUAAAUUACAUAACAUAGAAAAAACCUUGCAUUUGUGGCAAAGUCAAUCGGUCGUUUAGAUAUUCAGUAAAUAAUAUUGGUAUAUAGGGGAUGUUAGUUUGUCUGAGUCGAAGAAUUUGACUUGUGAAUUCAGACCAAUGCACUUCUUCUUGUCAACUUAGUAACAUCCCCAAUACAUAGAAUACGAUUAUUCUGUUAAUGUUCAGUGUUUAGUAUGUAUAAGGAUUUCGACUACUGUAGGUUCUCUGCUGAACUCUUCUGACAAAUAAUCAAAUCAUGUUUAAUAUAAAUGUUGUUGAUACAAAUUAACGUUGAUCGCGCACUGCAAAAUGUCCGCAAGCGAUAACAUUAAUAGGGAAUAACUUACAAUACUACCAUCGCUCACAUUUUUAGAAAAUUAUUUAACAAAUAUCUGAAAAUAGCUUUAAAGUAUUUACGAUCUUUCAGAACUAAACACUUUUAUUCAAUGGGUCUUUUGUUUACUGGCGUAUUCGAAUCUAUACACCCUAAAAAUUCUAAGUAACAAAUUGAGCUCAUAUAUAUAUUAUACAUAAAUAUGCGUAUUAGUCCAUUAAAGUAAAACGAUAAUGCUGAAUUUCCUCUUUUGGUGACUUAAAAGCAAGAUACUUGUACCUUGUUAUUAAGUAUAUGUUGUAUUCGUUAUUCACUUACACACUGUGUCGCUUUAUAAUAAAGCUAAAUUUCUAAUUAAUCGAGCAUUUAAUUCACAAACUAUUCAUUGCUGAAAUGUUUUACUUUAUGACUCCCGUAAAACGGAAGUGUUCCACAAUCUUGCGGACCAUGUUACAGUCUGCGAUCAACCUAUAAAUAUAUUAAGAUAAAUAAAUAUCUAAUGGUCAUGGUUUUUAGCCGCCAUCUCUAUUGGUUUUUGACGUCCAUGUGUGUUACACAUAACUUUUCUACGAGAAGAUGUAUACAUAAUAAAUACACCAUCUGUGAUAUUUUGUAGUUAUUGGUCAGAGUAGGUAUGAAGUAUUGCUUGAUUAAAAAAAAAGAAAUAUAUAUGUUUUAGAAUAAUAGGUAAGAGAAGUGUAUAAUUAUCGUAUACUCUAUGGUAAUGCGCAGAUUAUAUAAACACUUAAAUAAAACAAGUAGUCUGUGAUUGAUAUACAUAUACGUUAUUGACAUAACGACAAAAGCAUGGCCAUAUCACUAUUAAAUUGAUUUUUAUGUGUUAAGUGAAGCAUAGUAACGUUUUUAAAAAACAUUAUAUGAUGUAAUUUAUUAUAUACUUUGCGUAAUACAAAAACAUAUUGUUUGAAACUCAACAGAUACCGUUAGCCUAAGAUUUGCACAAAUUGUACUACUAUACUAAAGCCAUACUCGAUGUGCAAUGUUUAUCAACAAACAAAUUAGAAAUGGAUUUAAUUUGACAUGUAUCAGAAUCGAAUUAAUUUCAUGCUUCUACAGUGUUUACUUAACGAAAUGUAUAUUGUAAACGGCAGUAGUAAAUAAUUUAGUCUUUAUAACAACGUACAUAGGGCACAUUUUAAUUUAACAUAAUGUUUUGUCUCUACUUCAACUAUUAGCAUGCAAAUUAUGCAUGCAACUAAUGAAUGUAGUAGGUACAGAACUUGCGAUUAUUGUAAAAGAACAACUAUCACACUAUUUGAAUAAAUAUCGCACUACUGGUUGUAUUAAAAAAAACAUUAUAAAAAAGUGUAUCGCCACAUUCAAAUAGAAGUUUUGUGUUUAUCGUAAUAUACUUUUCAUAAUGUUAUUCUGUUAAUGACGUAGUCCUAAGCCUAGGAUCCUUUUUUACGAUUCGAUAUUCUAUACUUUGUAUAAACAGACAACGCAGACAUAUUUUCUAAUUUUAAAUCAAAUGGAUUUUAUAUUUACAAAAAUGUCUGCUUUACGUAAACGUGUAUCGGUUUAUAUUCAAUUAAGUAGUUUUAAAAUAGUCUGGGAUUUUAAUUCUUGAAAUAUUUUCGAAUAUCAUAUUCACGGGCUUAAAACUUGUUGGAUAUAAACCGACGCACGGGAGGGUAAUGCCGUUUGCUUGUAAACGCAACUUAGUUUCGCCAGUAUUGAGACGCGACUAGCCAAUUCCUCUCCGAGUGUGCAUCGAAUAUCAGCCAAUAAAUAUAGAAUCAAAUGGUUAACCUUUGUGAAUGUUUCGUUGUACCCGUAAAUGUGACAUGCUUGUUGAUUGUAUGUUUAAUAUUAUCCGACCAUGUUAGCAUGUAAGCAUAGUCGACGGAUGGUGUUUGUAAAAAAAAAAGGUUAAUUUGUUGUAUAAUGUAUGUAAUAUUUUAGUUAUAUCGUCUUUAUUAUUAUUUUUUAAUUGUAAUGAAAGAUCUCAUUUUAUUAAUCGGUAUUUUCUAACAAGGCGCUUUCAUUAGAUCAUGACUAAGCCUACCUCACAAACUUUAAGACUGGGCUCAGUUGCGACAGAAAAGCGCGACUGACGCGGUGUAGCUCUCGCGCUCGUCGCGACUGUCGCGAGCCGGUCGCUAUCAAGUCUAAGCAAGAUCUCAAUUUGAUGAAAAUAAACUUUUAAAAAGACUGGGACGCUUUACUGAAUGUUGUGGGAUAGUAGUUUCUUCGAAGAUAUUACUUAAAUUAUGAAUAUAGGGGCAUUUAUUUUGUGGACGUGCGCUCGACGCUCCGUUCUCGUCAGGAUGGACAAUCGUUUAGUACAAAAUUCGUUACAAAAAAGUAUUAUUUCCCAAAACACAAAUUCGCAAAAACAAAGUAUUAAUUUAUAAUUUUACUGAAAGGUGCUAAGAAGUCACGAGCACAAUCAUGCUUGAUGAAAUAUACGUGUUAAGUAAUAAAAUCAAAGAUGGUCGCACUGAUUGGUGGUGAUUUUUUAAAUUACGGAUGCGACUGGGUGGAUCUUGCCUAUUGUUUAUAUGUUAUGCCCAAGUUUAAUGUUUAUUUGGCAAUAAGUAAACAUAAUCACACUCACUCGUAUGUACCAAAUUUAAUAUUACCCACAUAAUUAUGGACGACCAUCGGCGUUUUUACCUAACACAAAUAAAAUCGUCUUACUAAGAUUAAAUAAAUAAAUAAAUAUUGGCACAAUCCUUUCCGCGUCUUUAUUAUUAGUGCGUCAAUUAAUUUUAAUGUGAUUCCAUGCAGUAAAAAUUGCAUGGUCACCCAUUAAUUAAGUCAUUCCUUUGCACUUAUUUAUAAAAUAUCUCUAUUUCCCCUCUUCUAGGCACAAAAUUCGCUCCAGUGUACAUUUGCUUAGCAAAAAUGGGUGGAUUCCAAGAUUCAUUAAUUUUUAUCUAAUUGUUUAAAUUGACUAAUAGACUUAUAACAUAAUGCAAGACAAUUUGUUAUUGUAUUUUUAACUUUAUUGUAAAAUAUAAUAACAUAUUUUAUAAAUUUAAUGUUAUGGUUCUACUAAUAAUGUUGGGAUAUAGAAACCAUUAACUUAAUUAAAAAAAUAAUUGAUACUGUCUCCUAUAUUAGAAACAAAAUUGGUUGUUUAAUUUUUUGGUUGACUAUUAAAAUAUGAACCCAUAACAAAUAUCCAUAAUUUAAAAACAAAAUAAUGCAUUAUGUUAUACUAUAAUUUUCCUAGAAUAGUUUUCCCCUUUUGUAAUAUAAAAAACGAUAAUUUCCGCGAUUUAUCUAUCAUAUUUUCUAUGCUGGCAACAUCGCGUACUUUGCCGAUAUUACUGUACUUCUUUCAAAUCUAAUUUGUCGUGUUAAUAAGUGUUGAUAGGUGUAUCUGAAUGUUGUGUGACUGAUAAUUUAGGUGAUACAAAUAUAGUUUAAACAAUAGAAAUAUGGAAAAUAAAAGAUAAAAAUCGUUACUCAAAGCCGAGGUGGGCUAUUUUGUUAGUAUGACCAUUUCUAUUAAAAAUAUAAAUUAUGUUUUAAAAUUAGAACGCAUUUUUUUAUCUAGUAGAUUCUUUUGAUGAUUUAUUUAUGGUCACAUUCUCAAAUCAAUUCACAGGCAUUCAGUAGCGGUUUUUAAAGAUAGAAGGCGUCAAGGCUCUCAGUUCUAGCCCAUAGGAACUUUGUUUUAAGUAAAUGUUGCCAAUGUUUAGGUACGGCCAGUAAUGGUUUCCGUUUUCUUUUUAAAUAUUAUUUUACAAUAGCAACAUUAAGAAGAUUGUUUGACACAAAUGAUUGUGCCAUCCUCUGCAUUCGUGGAUUACGUAGAUUGUCUGGUGUUUCUUUUUUUCUUUUUGAUAAUGUACUGAUAAAAAAGAGGUCAAGCCUCGAUAAAAUAUUUGAUAUUAUUCACUCUACCAUAGAUAAUUUUGUGAUAGCAUAUUGAGAACAGAUUAAACAUAAAAUAUGAUUUCCCUGAGUUAAAUUUUUUGACCAAUACUUUUCAAAUAACUGUUUUCAAUAUGUAACAAAUUAGGGAAUGGUGAAAUGUUGUGUCAUUUAAUAAUAGAUAAAUAAAUAUAAAUUGUUAUAUAAUUAUAUGACGAAUAAUGCAAAUAUUAUAUAUUAUGUAUAUUUUAUUGUAUAGCGAAAUGAGUACUAUUUCAGAUUUAAUGUAAAUGAAAAAAUGUUAUAGAACGAUAUGUUAAAAACUAAGUUAACUGUUUGUAAAAAGAAAAGAGAAUAUGUAUAAAUGAAUAUUUGCUACAA